GUGCACGGGACGAAAGCAGCCUUUCCUCACAGGACCCAUGCAAACGCUUUAAAAUCACUUUUAAGGAAAACUUAAAGGAAGCAAGAUGUUUUUCUUCACGCGCGAAUGGAUCGAGGACAAAUCGGACGCCUGAAACGUGAGAAGUGCGACAAAUCGCGACUCUGUUGGCUUUACUGUUGAGUCUGGUGCGUUUGCAGCUAAUGAUCAGUGGAAUCGAGAUGCGCUGAACGCAACGCAAAGAGGAAUGAAAUACUUUGUUUGUUGUCGGUUAAGUGUAGCCUUUUGGCAAAGCGCUUGAGAAAAGGAGAAAUGUUGUUGGACAGAAACGAUGUAUAAUGCGCACCUCUUACUGUUUCUCAAACGAACUGUCUGUCACCCGUUGUCUCUCUGGAACGGAGUCUGCAUUGGGAACAACAUGCCACGGACGCACUUUUGCUGUCAUUAACGGGGACAAAUCAGACCACCGUGGCUGCAAUCCGAUCAAUAGACUAUCGAUGAGCACAUAUAUAAGGCUAAUCAUCACGCCUGCCUAUGUUUGCUUAACCUGUUUGGGAGAGUAUGCUGUGGGACAAUAAACAAACUGCUGACAAGUCAUAUUAUGUUCAUUGGGAAGAUCUGUGGGAGUUCAUGGAUCUAUUAUUGAGCUCCUCAAGAGAUUUUUACAUGGAAAUUAUGAAACGUGUUUUACAAGAUGACUGCUACAGUCAGCAUAGCGUCAGGCAAACCAGAUCAACUAGUUGCUCCGAUUCCUGUGUAAGCACUCUCGGUUUGGUGUGGAGUUAUGGGGUGACUGCUCAUUCGACUUGAUGAAAAAGCCAUGGAUGUGAACUACUCCACGGUCCUGGACAGCAGUGUGUCGCAGCGCAAUUCAUCAAAGCGAGUUCUGACUGGUUGUUUUCUCUCGCUCCUCAUCCUGACCACGCUACUGGGCAACACUUUGGUCUGUGCUGCUGUUACAAAGUUUCGCCACCUGCGCUCAAAAGUCACCAACUUCUUUGUUAUAUCGCUGGCUAUUUCUGACUUGCUGGUGGCCAUUUUGGUGAUGCCAUGGAAAGCGGCCUCUGAGAUUGUAGGGUUUUGGCCAUUUGGCGCCUUCUGCGAUGUCUGGGUGGCCUUUGACAUCAUGUGUUCCACUGCCUCCAUCUUGAAUCUGUGCGUCAUCAGCGUGGACCGCUACUGGGCAAUUUCUAGCCCGUUCCGCUACGAGCGCAAGAUGACACCCAAGGUGGCGUUCAUCAUGAUAAGUGUGGCGUGGACACUGUCCAUCCUUAUCUCCUUCAUCCCUGUGCAGCUGAACUGGCACAAAGCCCAGGUGGAGCUGAACGGCACCUACGGCGAGCUUCCCCCAGACAACUGCGACUCCAGCCUUAAUCGGACAUAUGCCAUCUCCUCCUCCCUGAUCAGUUUUUACAUUCCUGUGGCCAUUAUGUUGGUCACUUACACCCGCAUCUAUCGCAUUGCCCAGAAGCAGAUACGCCGAAUCUCGGCACUAGAAAGAGCGGCUGAAAGUGCCAAGAACCGCCACAGUAGCAUGGGUAACAAUGCCAGUAUGGAGUCUGAAAGUUCCUUCAAGAUGUCCUUCAAGCGUGAAACCAAAGUCCUCAAGACCCUCUCGGUCAUCAUGGGCGUUUUUGUAUUCUGCUGGCUGCCCUUCUUUGUCUUAAACUGCAUGGUUCCCUUCUGUAACCCCAACGAGAACUCUGACUUCUUCUGCAUCAGUUCCACCACCUUCGAUGUCUUUGUCUGGUUCGGUUGGGCCAACUCCUCACUCAACCCCAUCAUCUAUGCCUUCAAUGCUGACUUCCGAAAGGCAUUCUCCAUCCUGCUGGGCUGCCAUCGACUUUGUCCGGGCAGCAAUGCAAUAGAGAUUGUGAGUAUCAACAACAACGGUGGCCCUCCGUCUACUUCUCAGUAUCAGCCUAAGGGCCACAUCCCCAAAGAGGGCAAUAACAGCAACUAUGUAAUCCCUCACAGUAUCCUCUGCCAGGAGGAGGAGAACCAGAAGAGAGAGGAUGACUCUGGUAUAAAAACCUUUGAGAAACUGUCACCUUCCAUGUCAGGCAAUUUGGAUAGCGAUGCGGAUGUCUCGCUGGAAAAGAUAAACCCCAUAACAAAAAAUGGGCAGCACAAAUCCAUAACCUGCUGAGCACUGGGUGAGAUCUGACCCCAACAAAGAAUCCUUGUUUCUAUACAGUACGGAAUCCAAAAAAAGCUUCACUGAGGACCUUAAAAACGUUUCUUGGACUAAAUGAAACUUGCAGCAAACAAAAAGAAUGUUCCAAUUGAAGGCACUUUAUGCUGGAUAACUAUCUGCAAAAUAUUCAGAGGAUUUAUUAUUGAUGUUAACAGGUUAGUUGUCUCUAGACAUAAAUGGAAAGUAAUGUGAAUGAACCAUGUAUGCAUAUGUAUACAUGUUAUGCAUUUGAAAUGUGUAUACAUGCGCACGCCCAUGUGGUUGUGGUAGAACUGCUGAUGUUAAUAUAAGGACAAGAGUUAAUUAGUAAAAUAUCUUGUAGGUGAGUUUAUGUAAACGGCUUACGAAUAGAGAAAUUUGGCUGCGUCUACAGUUGACGAUAAAAUGUACAUAGUGUUGUUUAUAUAUUUUUCACCAUUUAUCAGAGUUGGCUAAGUCGGCAUCUCCUUGCGCUGCUAGUUGUGAAAUUGUAUGUGCAAACCACCCUAUAAUGUAACCUGAGAGCAGUAGCUUUUCUCAUCCUAGUCGUCUACGUGUGCUUUCGUGUGAUGUCAAACAGAGGAGCAGUGUAUUUUUCUGCUAUGUGAUUUAUCAGCUGUGGAACUGGCCAAAAUAUUUGGAUGUAAUUUUGAUGUCAAAACCCCCUUUCCUUACCCAACCCAACCGCUUUCCUCACCAUCAAACCCUUCACUUGUCACAGCACAGGGAAAAUAUGAUCCUACUGGUAAUCUCAUCAGUCAUUACCUACAGUUCAAUUGUCAUUAUUCUCAUGCUUUUUAAAAGGCAAACAUGUUUUAUUUUAAACCCUGUGCGUAAGAGACCUGCCGGUGUACUUUUAUCCAUCACAGUGUAUUUAAAUGAAAGAAGACGCCUCAUGUGGAUCCUAGUUCUGAUUGUCCUUUGAUUCCAUCCACUCUAAAUGUACAAACAUAGUUUCAGGCACCAUGACUGCCUUUAAACAGUUUCUUUUGCCAACUAUGUGGAUGAACUUUGUUCUAGGACAGUGUGAAAUACCACUAAUGCAUAACAGAAAAAUGUAAUUACUGUAUUUAAUGCAACGCAUCUGUCCGGCUACCCAUAAACAUGUUGUCCUUUCCAAAAAAACACCAUAAGAAGCUCUCUGUAGGUCAUUCUAGAGCCUCAAAGCAUAUCCAGGAUGAAAACCAUCUUGCAUCAUGCAUAUAGUUAUUGUGCAGAAUCCAGCCCCUGAACUGUCAUGUCAGCUGUCAGAAUCUGUGGCGUAUGAACUGCCGUCCCAGUUUUAAUAAUUUGUUGAGCUGUUUUGUUGGGUUAUGCAACUGCCCUUGAUCUAAGUUAAUUCCAGGGCCUACCAUCCAGUGAGCGCUUCCCAUAAACAUCGGGUUUUGACCGAACUGAUACGCAUGAGCUUGUUCUCAGAGUGCAUUAGAAAAAAAAAAAAAAACAAGCAAGAUGCAAACCACAACAAAAUGACUACUGUAAAUCAAUCAAGGUAGCUUUUAGAUCACUUUGCCCCUUUAGAGCUGAUCGUAUAAACCCAUUUAGUUAACACUGUCUCUCAUAACUCACAUAGUUCACGGUGUCUCUAAAGAGAAAGUCUCUCAUAUUUCGCCUUCGAUCAUACCCUGUGCCAAAAUGCCGAGGACAUCAUGAUCAGCGGCCUUUGCCAGCUUCCUUCUCACUUAGCCUAAUGUUCUCCAUCUCUCUAAAAGCUUGACAGAAUGAACUACAACCACUCUGUAUGUCUGACUCCGAACUAACUGAAUGGAGUAAAUAUGUACGUGCGACUUGCAUAGCUUGGAGAGAGAGACUAGAUGAACAGAGACUUCAGUACACAUAUUUGUCUAAAAAUGGACAUCUGCUCCAGGGAAUUUUCCAAAAGACUCUGUUUACUCAUCUGCCUGUCAUCGACCCGUUUUUCACAAUGCUGCUAUGGAAAUAUACAAUAUACAAAUAGCGCUAAUAUUUA
Messenger RNA from Carassius auratus (goldfish), 4142 nucleotides. RefSeq names its product D(1)-like dopamine receptor. The transcript has 2 exons. Gene Ontology annotation, molecular function: G protein-coupled receptor activity; dopamine neurotransmitter receptor activity, coupled via Gs. Lineage: Eukaryota; Metazoa; Chordata; Actinopteri; Cypriniformes; Cyprinidae. The record is from RefSeq and is a predicted model, not a curated record. Gene Ontology annotation, biological process: G protein-coupled dopamine receptor signaling pathway; vasodilation; adenylate cyclase-activating adrenergic receptor signaling pathway. The coding region runs from base 818 to 2146 and encodes 442 amino acids. Gene Ontology annotation, cellular component: plasma membrane.